AUGAGAAGUAUUUUACAGUGUACACCAGUAAUUUGUGAACAAGGACCAAGUGCUCCAUCUUCACCUACAAUUCCCGGUGGUUCUCGAUUAAGACGUCCUUAUCCGUUGAACGCCGAUGCUAUAGAACGAAUGGAUUUGCUAUCAGCAAGCUAUCUCUCAGAAAUGGACUGGAACAAGUUAUCUCCACUUAGUCCAAAUGCAACGAGUGACUUAGGAUCAAGUCCAAGAAGUUCAAUAAGUCUAGCUACUGACAGUCUUAGUCAGUGUUGGGCUUGUUUCAGGGAAAGUAAAAAGUCAAGCCUAGAAGGAGAUGGUGAUUCUGAUAUCUGCUCAAAAGACUUAUUAUCACCUUGCAUUUAUUCCCCCGCUCCUCUUAGUCCAUUCAGUGAUUGUACUGAACCACCAGAAACCCCGUUGUCCGGGAAUGGCAUCGGGAUAUCGCCUGCUCCUUCACCUUUACACUCAUUUCAAUCUUUGCACUUCAAUUUUGAUUCAUUACGAAGUUCGAGCUCACUCUCAGAUCGUGUUGACGAUAAUCAUCAUCAUCUUCUAGUACCUGAAUCAAGUCUUGAUCUACAAACCAGGGAAAGGAGUCAUUCCGAUGGCGAAUUUGCUGUGAAGGAAAAAAUGGAUACAUCUCCAGUGCAAUCUACCAUUUCGAUUCCUGUAACAUCAACUAGGCUUUCGUCUACAUCAGGUCAAUACAAAAAACGUUUACUGCAAAAGUACGAAAAGGAACAAGAAGAUAAAAAAGUUCAAAAAUGUGAAUCUAAUCAAUGCGCUCCAUUCGCUUCUUCUGCUUCUGAAAUGAAUCCUAAAACGGCAACACAGCCUUUUCCUCAAUCAUUAUUACCUUCAAAUGAACCAUUUGGUAGUCAACAACAGUUCAAUGCAUGGAUUCAGCAUCAAUUACUCACAUGGCGCAAUCAUUGGUACCACAGUUUAGGCAUUCCAGGUCCAGCUUUAGUGGAUGUUGGAGGACCACGUCUACUCACACUUCCUGACGACCAUACGCCCCGUGGAAUGUUGCGCAAUACAGUAUCACCUGAAAUAGGCAGUAACUUUGGACCGAUGAGAAUUAGAACAACCUGGCGUAGAAGUCGUUCAGAAUCAGAUGUCAACUCCGGAAAACAUGUCUGUCAACACUGUGGACAGGCAUUUGCACUGCACGAUAGACUUGCAAAGCACAUCGCUUCACGUCAUCGGGAUCGUUCAGCAUCAGAAAUUGGCGAGGAUAGUACUUCGAAAACUUAUAAGUGCACUACGUGUAAUAGGUCAUUUAGUAGAAGCGAUAUGCUAACAAGACAUAUGCGCUUGCAUACUGGUAUUAAACCUUAUGGGUGUCAAAUAUGUGGUCAAGUAUUCUCAAGAAGUGACCAUCUUAGCACCCAUCAACGAACUCACACUGGUGAGAAACCUUACGGAUGUCCUCAGUGCAAUUAUGCCGCUAGUCGACGUGAUAUGAUUACACGUCAUAUGCGUACACAUGUACGUCCACCUGGAUCACCUGAAUUCAAUCCAUUAGCGAUUAGUCAGUUAUCUUUGAAUCAGUCUGGUAGUCAAUUACAGCAAUCAGAUUCAAAUAGCGCUGGUUCACAGCAGAAUCUUACCUCGAUGGCAUCAAAUCAAUUAUAUGGGAAUCCUUUGAUGAUGCGUGCUGAUAAUGCAAUCACUGCAGCUACCGUAGUCACUACAACUGAGAUUAUCAGAGAUUAUCGGUUGCCGAUCUUGGAAAAUUUACCACUUCCAUCAGUCACAACAACAACACCACUAAUUGGACUGAACUUGCGCCCCAGCGCAUUCACUCCUCGAAAUAAACUGAUAACAUCAUUAUCUGUGACAACACCACCACAGACUUUGUCAUCUACAAGUUUACUCACUUUACCUAGUAAUAUUAAUAAUUCACUGCAGUUAUCACAUUCAUUUCCAUCGAGUCCAACUUUACGCCGUCAAACAAGCAUUGGUAGUUUUUCAACCUUAUCCUUUUCCUCCUCUUCCGAGUAA
This is a messenger RNA of Thelazia callipaeda (thelaziosis nematode), 2004 nucleotides long. The record is from the annotation of a GenBank genome assembly. NCBI's taxonomy places the organism in Eukaryota, Metazoa, Nematoda, Chromadorea, Rhabditida, Thelaziidae.